UGAUCCCCGACUUCAUAGCUUAAUAUGUGGAACGUGUUCAUUUGUAGUGUCACUGAAGGAAUACCUUAAAGGCAAGUAGCCAACUUGUGUUUGUGCAUGUGGUGCGUGUGCUUUGACACAUAGUUUAAGGCACGGUUGACUCAUGCAAAAUGAUUAAAACUGGAUAGGUUGCAUCAAAGGCCUCAUGCAAAUGUGUCCCAUCAUUGUGGUGGGACCAGUGUAGAAAGGGAUGGAGCACGGCCUUUUGUACCUCAGUGGCCCCGGCGUGAAUUUGAAUAAUGUCCUCCUGCCUAUAGAGCCUGGAGAAAAGGGAGAUUCGACUACAGACGGACAGCCUGAAAAAAUAUUUUCGACAAGGUGGAGGAAAAGACAAGUACGGGGGGCUUUUCCGGCAGUCGGUGACACGUAGUCUACAGAGGGUGGUAGGACAGGAACUUUCCUCAGCCAAUUUGAAAUGCUGGAAGCUUGAAAUGAGAAAAGAAGGCAAAGACAGAGCUACGAAAACUCAGAGCGACGGACACUCACGUUAAACAGACGAGAAAGUUCACGAUGAAAAGAUAGAGACAAAGAGAUUGCGCGAGAGAGAGAGAGAGAGAGAGAGAGAGAUUACAUGGUCACCUGUGAAUGAUGACACCCUUAAUCUUAUGAAUAUUAUAAUAGGAACCGUGUGUAGAAGAAAAUGUGAAAGUUGAAUACAUUAGAAUAACUCAGAGAUCAUUUUACUGGUGAUCCUGGGCCUUGCGUCUGUCUGGCCCUUUAGUAAAAUCAGCUCUUUUUAUUAUUACAGAUAUUAAGAUGAGUGGUGUCCCCGGGGAAUCAACGGAAUCCCAUAAUGAACAAACAGACGAACAAAACGGGCUGGAGUUUGUCAGACAGAUCAAGACGGAGGACAUCAGCGACUCGUCUGACUCGGUGACAUCGCACAAACCGUACGGCGUGGCUCGCGACUCCCCUCUGUCCGGGGGCCAAGUGACAGGGGACCUGACUUCACUCCAUCCGCUCCAGCAGCUGGUCCUGGUGCCAGGAUCGCACCUCUCCUCCUCCUCGCCCUUCCUCCUUUCCCAGACGCAGAGUAGCCACCAGGCGUUGCUGCAGCCGAACCUGCUCCCUCUGCCUUCACCAUCCCAGCCCAGCCUUCUUCAGCACCAGCCUGGACUGGCACUCCCUCCUCAGACGGUGACUCGGAGCAGCCUGGUGAGCUCCUCUCUGGAUGGCCACCCAGAGAUGGCACAUGUACAGGUGGGCAAGCACCUGGCCCCCCUACCACUGGAUGAGCCCAAUGACCUGGAGGAGCUGGAGCAGUUUGCUAAGGGCUUCAAGCAGAGACGCAUCAAGCUGGGCUUUACCCAGGGUGACGUGGGCCUGGCCAUGGGGAAGCUCUACGGUAAUGACUUCAGUCAGACUACCAUCUCACGCUUCGAGGCGCUCAACCUCAGCUUCAAGAACAUGUGCAAGCUAAAGCCACUGCUGGAGAAGUGGCUUAGCGAUGCGGAGACCGCCCCCUCUGAUAGCAUGGUCAGCACCACUGCUGUCACCCCCCUCGUGGAGGGCUUUGGGAGGAAGAGGAAAAAGAGGACGAGCAUCGAGGCCAACAUCAAGCUGACCCUGGAGAAGCGCUUUGCGGACAACCCGAAGCCCAGCUCCGAGGAAAUUACGGUGAUCUCCGAGCAACUUUCCAUGGAGAAGGAAGUGGUGCGAGUCUGGUUCUGUAACCGCCGACAGAAGGAGAAGAGGAUCUGCAGCUCCGUUGCUGUGCCAUCGGAGAAAGUCAGCAGCGCCACCCCCAGGCUGGUUUCGUCUUCCAGAAUUUUCAACCCCAUUGCUGGAAAUGGAGUGCUGUCCAACUCCUCACCCAGCAGCCCCAGUCACGGGUCGUCCCCCACCGGGCUCACGUCCGGUUCUGGCAGCCUCACCUCACAGGGGGUCACCCAGUCGAUCAGCGCCGCAGGACCUUGGUAUCGAGCGUGGAACGCCAAUACGUAUCUUCACUGAACGCUCUGAAGCAUGAUGUGGCCACUUUCUAAACAUGCUCAGAUAUCGGUUGAAAAUGAAUCAUUGCUAUAGUGGUGUAGUACAUAGAAGCCAUAACACGAGGAAAGUUGUGUCUGUAACGUGGAAGCAGCGAACCUCCGUCUACAGCACGAAAGCAAACGCACACCAACGCGGAAACAUUUCGCCGAGUGUGUGAAUUCUCGAGAGGCCGAGAGUGAAAUAGGGCGUUUUGCUCUGAGUUUGCGAGCGACCGGAGUUUGCCCUCGCCUGUACUAUGGUAACCAAAGUUGUGGACACUUGUGAGCGAAAGCUGUGUAUCUGACUUCUUUCAGACUAUGUUUACAGUUGCAUUCAUUUAAGAAUUCACUUUUUAUGUCAGGAUCUUAAGCACACUUUUUUGAAAAUGCCCGACCAUGUACAUAGUGAGUGUUUUCACGGUAAUUAGUCAGCAAAAUUGUUCAAUAUUUGUAUUUUUAUACAUGCCUUGCUGAGUGUAUAGGCGGAAAUGUGCUACUGGGCAUUCUGAGUGUAUUUUAUGAAGAAAUAAAU
Messenger RNA from Scleropages formosus (Asian bonytongue), 2541 nucleotides. RefSeq names its product POU domain, class 2, transcription factor 3-like. Gene Ontology annotation, biological process: regulation of transcription by RNA polymerase II. Gene Ontology annotation, molecular function: DNA-binding transcription factor activity, RNA polymerase II-specific; RNA polymerase II cis-regulatory region sequence-specific DNA binding. The transcript is spliced from 12 exons. The record is from RefSeq and is a predicted model, not a curated record. NCBI's taxonomy places the organism in Eukaryota, Metazoa, Chordata, Actinopteri, Osteoglossiformes, Osteoglossidae. Bases 796 to 1992 code for a protein of 398 amino acids. Gene Ontology annotation, cellular component: nucleus.